CAUCAACGUUAUCUGCUAAUGAGUAGAGUUUUACUUUUGACAUGCUGUCGAAGCUUGGCUGUAAAUCAGAUACGAAAUAUUGGAUGCAAAUGCGGGUGUAUUGAUUUCAAUAUAGGCGAAUCAAUUGAGGAUUAAGGAUUAAUUAUUUCAGUACCAUCAUUUGUAGCUCUGUUUCGAAAUGCCGUUUGGAUAUCUCUUCCGGAGAACAUGGUCAUCCACAGACAGACUUGAUGGCAAAACAGUGCUCAUAACUGGAGCCAACACUGGUAUUGGCAAAGAGACAGCGCUGGACCUGGCAAAGAGAGGGGCCAGGAUAAUCAUGGCCUGCAGAGACAUGGAGAAAGCUGAGGGGGCCCUGAAAGAAGUCAUAGAAGGCUCUGGUAGCCAAAAUGUUGUCAUCAAGAAGCUUGAUUUGUCAGACACCAAGUCCAUCCGCGAGUUUGCAGAGACCAUUAACAAGGAGGAGACGAAACUCAACAUCCUCAUCAACAAUGCUGGCGUCAUGGUGUGUCCGCAUGGGAAAACAGCUGAUGGAUUUGAAAUGCAGAUUGGCGUCAACCACAUGGGUCACUUCCUGUUGACCCACUUAUUGGUUGACCUGAUCAAAAGGUCGACCCCGGCCAGGAUCAUCAAUGUGUCCUCCAUGGCUCAUUCAUGGGGCACCAUCAACCUGGACGACAUCAACAGUGAGAAGGGCUAUGACAAGAAGAAAGCGUAUAGCCAGAGCAAGCUAGCUAAUGUCCUCUUCACCCGCUCCCUGGCCAAGAAGCUACAAGGCACUGGUGUGACUGCAUACUCCCUCCACCCUGGCGUGGUUCAGACUGACCUGUGGCGGCACCUGAGCGCACCUCAGGCAGCUAUCAUGAAGAUGAUCAGUCCCUUCACCAAGACAUCCGUGCAAGGAGCUCAGACCACUAUCUACUGUGCUGUGGCACCUGAACUGGAAACCGAGAGUGGUGGAUAUUACAGUGACUGCGCACCAGCCAACUGCUCAAGCUCUGCUUUAGACGAUGACACGGCCCAGAAACUGUGGGAGCUAAGCUGCCGGAUGCUUUCUCUGUCAUGGGAUUGAAUAACUCCCAAAAGGUGUAUGGUUUACAUUUUGAGAUGUAUGAGCACUGAAGAAUACAACACAUGUACAGCAUCUUAAAUGAAAGUCCUUUGUCCCAUGGACACAUUCCAACAUAUCAUAUUAUGAUGUGGUAUUUUAAUUGAAAUGAUGUAGUUGACAGUACUUAUAUAUGUAACAUCCAAAAUACAAUUUAACAUGGUUCAUUGCCACUGGCAUUUGAGAUGGAAUAUAUGUUGUUUUUUUACCGUACUGUACACAGUCAUAAUAUUGUACAUUAUUAGACUGCUGUUUACUGUCUUAAGUUAUCACACUAACAUUAAAUCACUAAUCUGUAACUGCUCCAUCAA
This is a messenger RNA of Oncorhynchus tshawytscha (Chinook salmon), 1419 nucleotides long. RefSeq names its product retinol dehydrogenase 12, like (gene rdh12l). The transcript is spliced from 7 exons. The coding region runs from base 179 to 1072 and encodes 297 amino acids. The record is from RefSeq and is a predicted model, not a curated record. Lineage: Eukaryota; Metazoa; Chordata; Actinopteri; Salmoniformes; Salmonidae.